AUGCAUCUGCUGCUGUUCAUUUCAAUCUGCCUCAGUCUCUGUUGGUGUGUGCUGAGUGCAGCAGUGACUCCUCCAUGUAGUGCUGUGUAUAGGGGCUUCGCUGAGUGUCUGCUCACUCUGGGUGACAGUGUGAGCUCUAAGACAGAUGAAAACCCUCAGGACAUCAACUCCAUUUGCAAGUCAUGGGAUGCCUUCCAGGUGUGUGUUAGUGGAGUGUUGUCAGGUUGUCGCGGCGAUGCAGCAGAAAUCUGGGAGUCUUUGAGGGCAGAGUCCCGGAAAACAGCAUUUGCAGGGAACCUCUAUGAUAUAUGUGCCAGUCGUACUGAAGCUGUGACUGCAACCACACCUCUGGUACCCAACACUGAUCAAACCAAUCAGGAAACCCUCAAAGGACUCGCUCAUUUUGUCAGGAAAGACCUGCUCCUGAUAUGCUGCUCUCUUCUCCUGCUGAUUCGGAUCUAA
Molecule: messenger RNA, 462 nt
Organism: Danio aesculapii
Lineage: Eukaryota; Metazoa; Chordata; Actinopteri; Cypriniformes; Danionidae
Product: neuritin-like protein
Exons: 3
Coding region: 1-462 (153 amino acids)
Biological process (GO): nervous system development; neuron projection extension
Cellular component (GO): plasma membrane
Source: RefSeq, a predicted model, not a curated record